Cladocopium goreaui is the source of this 11355-nucleotide messenger RNA. The record is from the annotation of a GenBank genome assembly. NCBI's taxonomy places the organism in Eukaryota, Dinophyceae, Suessiales, Symbiodiniaceae.
AUGGAGGGCAACAACAGCUCUUGGUUCGGUGACGAGGCUUUUCAAGUUGGAGAGUCCGGAGGUAGCGCUGACCUUCCUCAAAGUGCAGAGAUCUCCAAUGUAGAUGGUCUCAAUAGUCCAGGGUCAGCUUUUGCCGAUUUUGGUGAUGACCAACCGGCAAGAGCAAGCGAAACUCCAGAAGCUACCAUUCCCAGCAUGGGCGCAACCAACAGCCCAAGAACAGCACAUGCUGAAGCGGGAGAGUCUGGAGGUAGUGCCCAUUUGCCACAGGAUGUCAACAUGCCUAGCUUGGGGGCCACUGACAGUCCAAGAUCAGCUCAAGAUGGCUUUGAAGUGGGUGAAUCUGGAGGCAGUUCUCAUUUGCAUCAAGAUGCCAACCCUUCUGGCACGGCGGGCAACAACAGCUCUUGGUUCGGUGGCGAGGCUUUUCAAGUUGGAGAGUCCGGAGGUAGCGCUGACCUUCCUCAAAGUGCACAGAUCUCCAAUGUAGAUGGUCUCAAUAGUCCAGGGUCAGCUUUUGCCGAUUUUGGUAAUGACCAACCGGCAACGGCAAGAGCAAGCGAAACUCCAGAAGCUACCAUUCCCAGCAUGGGCGCAACCAACAGCCCAAGAUCAGCACGUGGAGAAGCGGGAGAGUCUGGAGGUAGUGUCCAUUUGCCACAGGAUGUCAACAUGCCUAGCUUGGGGGCCACUGACAGUCCAAGAUCAGCUCAAGAUGGCUUUGAAGUGGGUGAAUCUGGAGGCAGUUCUCAUUUGCAUCAAGAUGCCAACCCUUCUGGCACGGCGGGCAACAACAGCUCUUGGUUCGGUGGCGAGGCUUUUCAAGUUGGAGAGUCCGGAGGUAGCGCUGACCUUCCUCAAAGUGCACAGAUCUCCAAUGUAGAUGGUCUCAAUAGUCCAGGGUCAGCUUUUGCUGAUUUUGGUAAUGACCAACCGGCAACGGCAAGAGCAAGCGAAACUCCAGAAGCUACCAUUCCCAGCAUGGGCGCAACCAACAGCCCAAGAUCAGCACGUGGAGAAGCGGGAGAGUCUGGAGGUAGUGUCCAUUUGCCACAGGAUGUCAACAUGCCUAGCUUGGGGGCCACUGACAGUCCAAGAUCAGCUCAAGAUGGCUUUGAAGUGGGUGAAUCUGGAGGCAGUUCUCAUUUGCAUCAAGACGCCAACCCUUCUGGCACGGCGGGCAACAACAGCUCUUGGUUCGGUGACGAGGCUUUUCAAGUUGGAGAGUCCGGAGGUAGCGCUGACCUUCCUCAAAGUGCAGAGAUCUCCAAUGUAGAUGGUCUCAAUAGUCCAGGGUCAGCUUUUGCCGAUUUUGGUGAUGACCAACCGGCAAGAGCAAGUGAAGCUCCAGAAGCUACAAUUCCCAGCAUGGGCGCAACCAACAGCCCAAGAACAGCACAUGCUGAAGCGGGAGAGUCUGGAGGUAGUGCCCAUUUGCCACAGGAUGUCAACAUGCCUAGCUUGGGGGUCACUGACAGUCCAAGAUCAGCUCAAGAUGGCUUUGAAGUGGGUGAAUCUGGAGGCAGUUCUCAUUUGCAUCAAGAUGCCAACCCUUCUGGCACGGCGGGCAACAACAGCUCUUGGUUCGGUGACGAGGCUUUUCAAGUUGGAGAGUCCGGAGGUAGCGCUGACCUUCCUCAAAGUGCAGAGAUCUCCAAUCUAGAUGGUCUCAAUAGUCCAGGCUCAGCUUUUGCCGAUUUUGGUGAUGACCAACCGGCAAGAGCAAGCGAAACUCCAGAAGCUACCAUUCCCAGCAUGGGCGCAACCAACAGCCCAAGAUCAGCACAUGCUGAAGCGGGAGAGUCUGGAGGUAGUGUCCAUUUGCCACAGGAUGUCAACAUGCCCAGCUUGGGGGCCACUGACAGUCCAAGAUCAGCUCAAGAUGGCUUUGAAGUGGGUGAAUCUGGAGGCAGUUCUCAUUUGCAUCAAGAUGCCAACCCUUCUGGCACGGCGGGCAACAACAGCUCUUGGUUCGGUGACGAUGCUUUUCAAGUUGGAGAGUCCGGAGGUAGCGCUGACCUUCCUCAAAGCGCAGAGAUCUCCAAUGUAGAUGGUCUCAAUAGUCCAGGGUCAGCUUUUGCCGAUUUUGGUGAUGACCAACCGGCAAGAGCAAGCGAAACUCCAGAAGCUACCAUUCCCAGCAUGGGCACAGCCAACAGCCCAAGAACAGCACGUGCUGAAGCGGGAGAGUCUGGAGGUAGUGCCCAUUUGCCACAGGAUGUCAACAUGCCUAGCUUGGGGGCCACUGACAGUCCAAGAUCAGCUCAAGAUGGCUUUGAAGUGGGUGAAUCUGGAGGCAGUUCUCAUUUGCAUCAAGAUGCCAACCCUUCUGGCACGGCGGGCAACAACAGCUCUUGGUUCGGUGACGAGGCUUUUCAAGUUGGAGAGUCCGGAGGUAGCGCUGACCUUCCUCAAAGUGCAGAGAUCUCCAAUGUAGAUGGUCUCAAUAGUCCAGGGUCAGCUUUUGCCGAUUUUGGUGAUGACCAACCGGCAAGAGCAAGCGAAACUCCAGAAGCUACCAUUCCCAGCAUGGGCGCAACCAACAGCCCAAGAACAGCACAUGCUGAAGCGGGAGAGUCUGGAGGUAGUGCCCAUUUGCCACAGGAUGUCAACAUGCCUAGCUUGGGGGCCACUGACAGUCCAAGAUCAGCUCAAGAUGGCUUUGAAGUGGGUGAAUCUGGAGGCAGUUCUCAUUUGCAUCAAGAUGCCAACCCUUCUGGCACGGCGGGCAACAACAGCUCUUGGUUCGGUGGCGAGGCUUUUCAAGUUGGAGAGUCCGGAGGUAGCGCUGACCUUCCUCAAAGUGCACAGAUCUCCAAUGUAGAUGGUCUCAAUAGUCCAGGGUCAGCUUUUGCCGAUUUUGGUAAUGACCAACCGGCAACGGCAAGAGCAAGCGAAACUCCAGAAGCUACCAUUCCCAGCAUGGGCGCAACCAACAGCCCAAGAUCAGCACGUGGAGAAGCGGGAGAGUCUGGAGGUAGUGUCCAUUUGCCACAGGAUGUCAACAUGCCUAGCUUGGGGGCCACUGACAGUCCAAGAUCAGCUCAAGAUGGCUUUGAAGUGGGUGAAUCUGGAGGCAGUUCUCAUUUGCAUCGAGAUGCCAACCCUUCUGGCACGGCGGGCAACAACAGCUCUUGGUUCGGUGACGAGGCUUUUCAAGUUGGAGAGUCCGGAGGUAGCGCUGACCUUCCUCAAAGCGCAGAGAUCUCCAAUGUAGAUGGUCUCAAUAGUCCAGGGUCAGCUUUUGCCGAUUUUGGUGAUGACCAACCGGCAAGAGCAAGCGAAACUCCAGAAGCUACCAUUCCCAGCAUGGGCACAGCCAACAGCCCAAGAACAGCACGUGCUGAAGCGGGAGAGUCUGGAGGUAGUGCCCAUUUGCCACAGGAUGUCAACAUGCCUAGCUUGGGGGCCACUGACAGUCCAAGAUCAGCUCAAGAUGGCUUUGAAGUGGGUGAAUCUGGAGGCAGUUCUCAUUUGCAUCAAGAUGCCAACCCUUCUAGCACGGCGGGCAACAACAGCUCUUGGUUCGGUGACGAGGCUUUUCAAGUUGGAGAGUCCGGAGGUAGCGCUGACCUUCCUCAAAGCGCAGAGAUCUCCAAUGUAGAUGGUCUCAAUAGUCCAGGGUCAGUUUUUGCCGAUUUUGGUGAUGACCAACCGGCAAGAGCAAGCGAAACUCCAGAAGCUACCAUUCCCAGCAUGGGCACAGCCAACAGCCCAAGAACAGCGCGUGCAGAAGUGGGAGAGUCUGGAGGCAGUGCCCAUUUGCCACAGGAUGCAAGCUCGCAACCCGGCGACAUGGGUGGGCCACUAUCCUCAGAUUCAAGUGGCAGGGCUGUUGCCACUUCCAGCCACACACGUGGCGACAUUGGUGGAGAUGACCCUGGUUUGUUAGAUCGAAGUCUUCCACAAACGACGGGCUCCAAUUGGGCCCAUCCUUCUGGUAGUGGUGGCAGUGGUGGAAGUGGUGAUCGCCCUAAUGGCUACCCUAUCGCUGACAUCGUGCUUUCUUUGGAUCCCGGAGGCACGGAUGAAGGGCCUGAAGGGCCUGGAACAGAUGAAGCAGAACCGCCGGGGGAUGAGCAACACCUCAAUGAGCCAGCUCUUCCAACAGGCGCUUCAGGUGGCUCACCAGAAGCCACGGAGGAUACGGACGAUGAUUUUGGAGACUUUGAAGGAAACAUGAGCACAGCAAUUCCUGAGCCGAAGAGCACCCACAGAGAGCUGGAAAACGAGGACGAUGAUGACUGGGAAUUUGCACCAGUUCAAGCGCAGGCCCCUCUGAGCCCAGAGGAUCAGAACAAAUCAGUGCAGAAGCUGGUGGAGAACUGGCUUCAAUCGCUUGGAUCCAUGGGACCCAUGGGAGCCCAAAACAUGACGAUGCUAGGUGGUGCUGGGAUGGGGAUGGUUCGAGGUGAUGAAGACCUUGUCACUGAUUGGGACUCAUGGCUACAAAGUGCCAUCCCAGAAGAGGCGCACGAGCUGAUAACAAAUGGCAUGUCCAGCGAUAGAGUGCCAGUCGUGCCUUUUGCGAAGCUGGGUGUCAAAGCUGAACAGGCCACGUUUGGCACCAGAGUUCGGGACAACUUCUGGCAGGUCUUGGGGAAGCAUUUGCAACUACCGAGUGCUAAGCCCGAGAUGCCGAGCUCUCCCAGUAGUCCUGGUAGUCCAGGUGUUGGAACCCAGCAUCAGAGUGAUGUCAAGGGCGCGGGCGAAAGUGUGCAGACAGUCCAAAGCAAUCAAACCGUAGAAUCAGGUGCAGGAACAGCUGAAGCAGCAUCAAUGGUUGAUGCUGAUUGGGGGUUGUUGGAGACAGUUGGUACGACACAGACCUCACAGACCUCCAACGUCGAAGCCGCUUCCACCAACGAUGUCCUCUCGCAAGCGCUCAGCUCCGUGGGACUGACUGCAGCACCCGCAGCACAGCCAGCAGCCUCCAUGGUUCCGCUGUCCGCGGAUUUGUUGGAAGCGGCACCUGCACCAAAGAAGAAGAAGGGGAUGACUCACAAAGUGAAAAACUUCCUCGCUGGACUUCCUGAUUUGAAGCAUUUGUAUUCCAAGUCCGUCGUCACAUGUGAUCUCCUGCGGCAGCGGAGUCCUGUCUCUACGGCUUGCACUGCUGAAGAGGUAUUUUGUCUCAGCAUGUCCUUCUCAGGGCGGCAACUCUCAGAUGCUUACCGCGCAAGUGACACGACCAUAAGCAGGCUCGGGCCCAGCUCAUGGCUUUCGUACCAAACCUGGAGGGGUAAUCACGUGCAAUCUCCACAGGCCAGCUUGUUCCUUCAGGCCGCGCGACGAACUUCCUCUCCCGAUGGUCCGCGCUUUACAUGCGUCACAGUGCCCACCAUCAGUUCCAACGUGCUUGGAGCCAAAGGGCCAAGGGUGCAGGGACUUCGCGAAUGGACGAGCUUCCUUUUUGCAAGCCCCUCGCCUCAGCACCAUGUUCUCCAAGGCAGCGAAAGAUUGUGUGUGAGAAGGCCACAAUUGAUGCAAAAUGUGGAGCCCAACGGGCCCUCGGGCUCAGACCUUAGACAAUCUGCACCAGCCAGUUCAAAGGAGGAGGUGCCGCGACAGCCAGUGAAGGGCCGGCCCGAGAUUCCAAAGCCCCGGCCGGCUUAUCAGCUGCAUGAACCCUGGGCGGUGCCGCUUCGAGCCGGGGCUCAAGCUGAGACAUACAGGCUAGAAGGGCCCGCUGCAGCUCGAGCUGGAGGACACCGACCUGCCUUGCAACGUUUCUCAGCAGAGAUUGGAAGCUUCAACCUGUCGGCGCUUCGUUCUGCAGAGGUGCAGGGCUACCGUGCUUAUGAAGAUGACUCCCUCUCUGAAGCGGAGUCGCAGGAUUCGCAGGAGUCCUUGUCGGGCAAUGUUCAGAGUCGCUGGGACCCAACUAGAACCGAAAGGCGAUAUGCAUAUGGCGGAGAUGCAUCGGUGAAAUUCUCUGGAGUCAGGCGAAUUGAAUGGAACCCAAUUGAGUGGAAGGACAAGCUGUUGCAGGCGAAACAUUUGGGGACUAGAACGCCCGCAGAGAAGAUGAAGGCGGCUGUGUUCAAGGUCAUGGCCAUGAACAGGGUCUACAAAGGUAUUACUUCGCCUCCUGCUGAGUGGCAAAUCGAGGUAGAGCGUCAGAAAGCCGGACGCAUGGCAGACGAGAUGCUCCGCUUGAAGAAGGAGAAGGAACGAGUGGACCGAGCGAAGCAACAAUCGAAGAUUGGCAGAAAAGAUGCUCGUGCCAAUGCACGUUUGGAGCGUCAAGCACGAAUCGAGAAGGAGCUCAUGCAACAGAACACCCAGGCACAGUUACUCGUGGAACACAUGGAGGAAGCCUUGCUGAAGGUUCCAGAACUGCGGCCGCCCACAGCGCCAGAGCUUCAUCCAAACGAAGUCCUUCAAGCGAAGCUGGUGAUCCAUGAUCUGGCCACCAGUGGAUUGGGUGAGAAGGUCAGUGAGAUGGCAGGUGGCAAAGUGCAGGCAAACCAUCAACAUCAAGCAGCAACUGGAAAGGUCCUCCACUGGGAUCAGGCUGCCUUGAACAAUUGGUUGGCAGAGGCUUACGUUCCAUUCGCCUUGGCAUGUUCGUAUGGGCUACCUUUGGACAUCUUGGCUCAAGACAAGCUCUGUCAUGUCCAGGUUUGUGCCUUGGAAGCAGAAAGGACUGAGAUCGUGGGUCGCAAAGGAGUCCCAUACAUUCCCAUUGCCUAUGGGCCUAUAGGCACGGAUGCGCAUCAUUGCGGAUCCGAUUCCAUCCCACACCUGGGGCAUCCAUGGGCACAGGCAGAUGGGCAGAAUGUGGUGGAUGCGCUGAUGUCCUUCGCCCUAACUGCAGAUGACAGUUGCAGCAGGGAGACUCCCAACGCCUGCGGCCUUGGUGCAUUGCAGGCUGCGAUGCAUGCUCGAAGCUCCAAGGAGAGAUCUCAAGAUUCCAGCAUUGCCACAAUGGCCAUGGAUUCCCAGUCCAUGCUUGCCGUGAAUCAGACAGCUGAUGGUGCAGAGGUUCUUGCUGCACUUGAGCAUUUUGUCUUCAAGGACUCGGACCUACACCUGAACCAGACCCAGAUUGACAAGCUCUUCAAUGGAGUGGUUCUGGCGAUUGCCAGCGAAGCUGAGCGAAAAAAUCAAAAUUUGCUGGGUCGCAAGAUCCUACGCCUCCUCCGGAAAUCAGCCUUGGAUGCCUUCAAGGUGAAAAAUCCAAGCCCCAGAUACUUCGAAUUUCCAUGGCGCGGCUUUUCCUGGGUGGAGGAAGAGGCCAUUGAGACAGCUCGUGCAUCUAUGGCGCUUCCCAUCACCGGUGGAUCCAUUUUGGUCUUGGCCCUGGUGUCUCUGAACUUCUUUCACCGCACCUUCUCCAGGUCCAAGGACGACCAGGAAGCUUUGCCGCGGCCGGGUCGAACUUCGCCCGGCUUGGACACCAGCUCUACGGUGACGCCUCCUCUCAGUGACAACCUAGAGACCGGAUUCGAGGACCGAGUUGAGGAGGCCUCUACCCUUCAAGGUAGUGCACACAACUAUGACUACGCGGCAUCAAUAAGUAGUGGUGACGAAGCAUCACCACAGGUCAAAAAGGAAGAGGAGACUCGUGCACCUUUCCUGGCUUUGUUUCGAUUUGCCACAACGUGGGAUACGUUUUGCACAAUGAUUGCAGUGAUGCUGGGCGCCGUCCAUGGUACAGUGAUGCCAAUGGCAUUUUUCUUUUUGUCGGACCUCUAUCAUGCCAUCUACAUGCCGAAUGACGAUGGCAGCUUGCCACCCGUGAACUCCCCUCACAGCGUGAGAGAUACAAAAGUGGCGGAGGUUGGCAUGACCUACAUCUUGUUGGCCUUGGUGGUCCUAUGUGCUCGAACUGGUGGUUGCUACAUGGCCAUCCAUGCAGCUGAUCGGCAGGUGGUGGCUGCCAGACGCCAAUAUUUCCAUCAGAUUUUGAUGCAAGGGCCCAGUUGGCAUGAUCUUCACCAGGCCAACGAGCUGGCACCGCAAUUGGUACAAGACACCCAUCUCUUCCGGGAUGGCAUUGGGGAACGCUUGGUGGAUUUCUCGCGAGCUGUCGCCAUGGCGAUGUCUGCCUCAGCCCUGGCAUGUACUCGAGAUUGGAAGAUCUCGAUUUUGAUGGCAGUGGUGAUGCCAAUUGCUGGGCUUUGCAUGGCCUUGUCGGUGGAAGUGGUGCGCAACUUCUCAAUGGUGGUUGAAGCUUGCUAUGCGAAAGCAGGAGAAGUUUGUGUGACUGCAACCGAACUCAUCAAAACAGUCACUGCCUUCAAUGGUCAAAAAGCUGAGCUCGAGACAUUCAAUGGCCAUGUAGAUGAAGCCAGCUCUACUGCCAUCCAGAUUGGGGUAGUUGCAGGGUAUGCCACUGGCCUUACAAACACAGUCCUGAUUUGUGGCAUGUCUUUGGGCGUAUACUUCGGCUCUAUCUGGGUUCUACAAGAUUAUGAGUCAGACUGCUGGCGUUCCUCUCCACCUUUUGGCAACUGCAGAACGGGCGGCACCAUCCUGUCUGCAAUGUACACUGUGGUAUGGGGCUUUACCAUGGGCCUGGGCACCAUGAACAUGUGCUUCAGCGCCUUUGCCAACGCAAAAGCUGCUAUCCACCGCAUCAAUGCAAUCUUGGAUGAGCCGAUUCAUAUUGUUGGUGGCAGCAAGACGCUGGAUAAAGUGGAAGGUGCGAUCACCUUCUCAGAGGUUUGCUUUUCAUAUCCCAAACGUCCUGAUGCGUUGGUCCUGAAGAGUGUCUCUGUAACCAUCCCUGCGGGUUGCACUACCGCAUUCGUUGGAAGCAGUGGCUCCGGAAAGAGCACCCUGAUCAGUUUGCUCCUCCGAUUCUACGAGCCUGACUCGGGACAAGUUAGUUUGGAUGGCAAUGACAUUCGCAGCUUGGAUUUGCAUUGGCUCCGCUCCAAAUUGGCUUUGGUGGAGCAGGAGCCAAUCCUUUUCCAAGAUCCGGUGUACGACAACAUUGCGCUGGGAUGCAAGGGCGGUGUCUCCAAAGCUGAUGUUGAGCAAGCUGCCAAACUGGCUAGUGCACAUGACUUCAUCAUGAGCUUUCCAAUGGGAUACCAGACAAAGGUUGGAGAAGCCGGCACCCAGCUGAGUGGUGGUCAGAAGCAGCGUUUGGCCAUUGCACGGGCGCUGAUACGAAAGCCCGCAGUCCUGUUGCUGGAUGAGGCAACCAGUGCUCUUGAUUCAGCCUCUGAACGACAAGUGCAGAAAGCUUUGGACGAGUUGUUGGAUCUGGGAGGAAGAACAACCAUAGUUGUUGCACAUCGCUUGUCUACGGUGCGACAUGCGCAUCAAAUUUGCGUGCUUGACAAGGGGAAACUCGCAGAGUCCGGCACUCACGAUGAACUCAUGAGAAAGGAGGGUGCUUACGAGAAGCUCCUGCGGUUGCAGCUGUCCGUGCAAAAGGAAGAGGAAGAAGCUUCCAGCAGCCCAAAACAAGAUGAUGUGAAGGCCGAUGCACCCGCUGGUGGCGCGCAGAUGUUGUUGCAGCGUGCUGGCUCUCCCAAGGAUUCUGAAGAAAAGGCCGCAGGAGAUCAUUCCUACCUGGAAAAGGCCAAACAAUAUGACUUUGGGAAGGACUUGGGUGCGAAAUAUGCAGUUUCGCAAGUAUGGAAGCUCACCAAGCAAGAUUAUAAGUACUACAUCGUCGGGGUUGGCUUCACCAUGCUUGGUGCUUUCGUCAUGCCAUACUUCAGUGUUCAGUUCUCCCUGACCAUCAACAUUUUCAACCAGCCUCCAGCAGUUUUGGACCCAAAAAGCAAGAAUUGGUACGCAGCCUACAACGAGCCCCUCAUCGCGUCAAACGUCUCGAACCUCUGCAUGUUGAUGCAAGCAUUAAGUAUAUUUUGGUUGCUGCAAGCCAUUGGUGGCGCAUGGGCUUUUGCAAAAGCAGGUGAAUUGCUUUGCGUGCGAGUUCGUGCGGCCCUAUUUGAGGCGUUGUUGAGACAGGAAGUGGCGUGGCACGACAAGCAAGGCACCGGGCAGAUUCUAUGGAAGCUCGGAGCUGACAUUCCACAGCUCAAGACACUUGUCGGGGCCAACAUCGCAUCCGCUGCGAACUUUUUCUUCACAACGAUUAUCGGGAUUGGAGUUGCUAUGUACUACAGUUGGCGAUUUUGCUUGUGCAUUCUCAUCACGAUGCCGCUCCUGGGAAUCAGCUCCAUUGGUGUUGCAAUGAACAUGCGUGCUAUUGAGGGUGAUUACUCGAGUGGCAUUGUGUCUGAAUCUGUCAACAGCGUGAAGACUGUAACAGCUUUCGGCUUGCAACCGGUACUCCUCGAGAAAUACGAGAGAAAGUUGGAGGAGCACAUGACCGAUGAGCGUGGCAUUCGAAAGUUAUCGGCGCUAGGCACCGGUGUGGCAUCAGGAUCUGUUUUCAUGAUUUUAGCCAUGGCUGUUUGGGGCAUCAAUUUGUUCAUCUCUCGUGGAUUGAUGGAAGUGGACAUUGCCACUGUGGUCGUCAUGACGUUGGUCACCACGGUGUCAGCCUUUGGUGAGUUGGCCCGGUUGAUCAGUGACACCACGUUGCCCCAAGAUGCUGCCCGGCGCAUCUUCAACGUGAUCGCACGGCGCUCCAAGAUCGAUCCCUUCUCCAUGGAAGGGGCCAAGUUGGAUCAGGUCAAAGGCCACGUGGAGUUUCGCGAGGUCUACUUCCGCUAUGCCACUCGUCCAAACCUUCCGGUUUUUGAUGGUUUGAGUUUCAUUGUGGAGCCGGGUACCACCACUGCCCUGGUUGGACCGAGUGGCUGCGGCAAGAGCACAAGUGUGGCAUUGCUUCAGCGCUUCUAUGAUCCUCUGGGUGGCUGUGUGCUGUUUGAUGGGCAUGACAUCACUACCCUGAACCUCCAAUGGUACCGUUCCCAGAUGAGCCUGGUGCAGCAAGAGCCUAUCCUUUUCGCCCGCAGCAUUCUUGACAACAUCCGGUACGGCCAAGAGGAUGCUACCAUGGAAGAGGUGGAGGCAGCAGCUAAGGCUGCCAACGCCAGUGACUUCAUCACUGCCUUGCCUCAGGGCUUCAGUACUCAAUCAGGGCAUCGAGGUGCCCAGCUCAGUGGUGGACAGAAGCAGCGCAUUGCUAUUGCCCGAGCACUUCUUCGUGACCCUGCAGUCCUGCUAUUGGAUGAAGCCACCAGUUCAUUGGAUGCGGUCAGCGAGCGCCAGGUGCAGGUCGCCUUAGAUCGGCUCUUGAAGUCAAAACCCAGGACAACCAUCAUUAUUGCCCAUAGGCUUUCAACUGUAAGGGAUGCCAACCAGAUUUGUGUCUUCAAUCACGGAAGGAUUGUUGAGAAAGGUCGUCAUGAACAGCUCAUUGCAGUGCAAGGUGGCCACUAUUCAAAGCUGGUGGCAGCGCAGCAGAUCAGCAUUUAA